This is a messenger RNA of Cuscuta campestris, 674 nucleotides long. The record is from the annotation of a GenBank genome assembly. Lineage: Eukaryota; Viridiplantae; Streptophyta; Magnoliopsida; Solanales; Convolvulaceae.
UCUUGUUCUUGAGUGUUCUUAGUGUUGUAAACACGUUUAGGGAAGCUUGUUUCCCUUGGUUGUACGAAGGAAAGGGAUUGGAGAAGGUCAAUCAACUACACGACCACCUCUUUUUGAUGGAACCAAUUAUACAUAUUGGAAAGAACGAAUGAGAAUCUAUAUUCGUUCCUCGAACUUCCAAUUAUGGUUGGUUAUCAAAAACGGGGAAGAGGUGUCGAUGAAGAAAAUGGGAGACAAGUUGAUCCCCAAGACCGAAGACGAGUUUGAUGCCGAGGACAUCAAAAAGGUCGAGAAUUAUGCAAAGGCAAUAAACAUGCUUUAUUGUGCCGUAAAUCCUGAUGACUACCGCAAGAUCUCCCGCUGCUCAACCGCCAAGGAGAUGUGGGAUAAACUUGAGGUGACGUACGAAGGAACGGACCAAGUUCGGGAAGCGAAAAUUGACUUCCUAACGCAGGAGUAUGAGAUGUUCAGGAUGAAACCAGGCGAGAAGAUCGACGACAUGUUCAAUCGCUUCUCGAAGAUCACCAAUGAUCUUCACGCCCUAAAGAAGACGUAUGCCAACAAGGACCUCGUGAGGAAAAUCCUGCGGAGCCUCACCCCCGAAUGGAGAUCAAAGGCCGACGCCAUCUAUGAAUCCAUUGGAGUCUCCAACGUAACCAUCGACGGAUUAAGAG